This is a messenger RNA of Scylla paramamosain (green mud crab), 524 nucleotides long. RefSeq names its product transmembrane protein 135-like. The record is from RefSeq and is a predicted model, not a curated record. The transcript has 4 exons. Bases 45 to 461 code for a protein of 138 amino acids. NCBI's taxonomy places the organism in Eukaryota, Metazoa, Arthropoda, Malacostraca, Decapoda, Portunidae.
AGAGACAGGUACCAGACAGGAGCAGUAGUGGUAACAACAGCAGGAUGGGGAGCUUCAGCAAGAUCCUGCCAUACUCCUGCUAUGAGCUCGGCCACUGCUGGAAACACUCGUGCUCCUCAGCCUCCUUUGAAAUCUGUAUCAUUGGGUUCAUUGAAAGCAUCAAAAUCUAUGGUGUGGUGUACUUGCUAACCGGUCUUGUGAAUGCUCGGAAAAUAAGUAUGAAGUAUGGAAAAAAAGCUCUUGAAGAACUACUUAACAUCAGUUUGUUUCCUGACAGUCAAUGCUUUUGGGUACAUUGGCUCCUACUGUGUUGUCAGGUCAUCACAGGAAUCAAAUGCAGCAUCAGUAUGGCUCACCAAACACUUCCCCUCACACUGGUGGUGUUGACCUGCCUUGUGAACACCUGCCCUCCUGUGUUCCUGCCCUUAAUAGCCCUCCAGGUGACAUCAGAAUGUGGAUGAGGGGACAAGAGAGCCAGUGUUCCAAGUACCACCACCAUCACCACCUGCCACCACCACCACCAC